Molecule: messenger RNA, 2475 nt
Organism: Pecten maximus
Lineage: Eukaryota; Metazoa; Mollusca; Bivalvia; Pectinida; Pectinidae
Product: SAYSvFN domain-containing protein 1-like
Exons: 2
Coding region: 104-631 (175 amino acids)
Source: RefSeq, a predicted model, not a curated record
ACACUCUUUUCUGUGCCCUCAAAACGAAAGUAGGUUGCAGCAUAUCAACAUAUCGACGUGUACAACAGAUUUGGACGUAUGGAAUGUGUUUGGGAGAGGUGGAAUGGAGGCCAAACUUGCCGAGUAUCGAGCAAGGAAAGCAAAAGAAACUGCUAGACAAGAUGGCAGUCAAUCUGGUCUGAUCUCUAACUUACUGCGAAGAAAUAAGACGACCGGGAGUGACAAUCCUCAAUCUAAAUCUGAAUCUCAAAAUGAUAAAACUUCAGCAACUAUGUCAACUAAAGAUGACCAGCAGAAUCAGCAGCAGCAGCAGCAACAGCAGCAGGAAGUUAUUGAGGAGGAAGUUCCAGAGCCUAGAGUAUGGGAUAAAUUAACAAUACUAGAGUUUGGUCUGAAAUGUGUGUUAUGGCUGGCCCUGUGGGGACUGUUCGUAGAGAUCCAGUUUGGCGCUGUUUUCGUUUUGUUGUCAGCCUUAUUUUUUCUCUACAGAAGCUUAAGUAAUAGGAAAAGGAAGAAAAACAAAUUAAGUGCCUAUUCAGUGUUUAAUCCAAAUUUUGAAAGGCUCGAUGGAACAUUUACUGCAGAGCAGUUUGAACAGGAGUUACGUUAUGGUCCAAGUUCAGUCAGGUGAUAGGAUACUUAACAGAUCUGAACAUUUAUUUUGUUUAAUUUCAUUAACUGUGUUAAGAUUUUAAUUUCUGUACUUAUUGUCACAAAUAUUUUUAGUAUUUGUACAAAACUGUAUAAUAUAUUACAAUUGCUAACAAAUAUGAUGCUUUACAGCUGAAUUUACUUUGAUCACAGGCUUCUGCUUCUGCAUAAGAUGUAUAUUAGCCCUACUCUUGUAGUGGAACUGGACCGGGUCGAUAUUCGGCGACCAGAUAGCUCAAUUGGUAGAGCAUCCGGCUAUUGUUGGAGGUCCCAGGUUCUAAUCCCAGUCUGUUAAGCCUUGCAUUUUUCACUCCUACUACAUUUGGUGCCGUGACAAGGAUCUUGUUUCAAGUGAGGUGAAUAAUUGGCAAGGGGAUACCCGAACCUGGGUUGUGUAGUUCUUAGGUCUUUGGGGGUCAAAGACUUUAAAAAGGAGGGAAGAAUGUAGCGGAACUGGACCGGGUCGAUCGUCGGCGACCAGGUAGCUCAAUAAGUAGAGCAUCUGGCUAGUGUUUAGAGGUCCCAGGUUUGAACCCCGGUCUGGCCGUGCAUUUUCCCACUCCUACUACACUCCUAUUAUAUCAACAAGGUGUAACAUUUGAGGAUCGUAAUUACCUAGAUUCUGUCCUUCAAAUGACUUAUACUGUUCAGUGAGGCACAGGUAUGUAGUUAUAAAUUGAAAAAAACUAAUAAUCAAAUAUCUUGUACAGGUCUUUAAAGAACAUUUUCUAUUGUAUACAUGUACUAGAUAUUUUAUUAUCAAUGAUUCUAUUUUAACUACUAAUGCCUGUGUAUUAGGCAGGAAGCUUUUUCAAAUAAAUCAUUUUGAGUUUAAUAUGACCCAUAUUCAAGAUCAGUAUAGGUACCACAGUUCAAUUUGUUUAAAAUAGAUGGUUUAAAAAACAGAAACAGGAGGCGUAUUCUUAUAAAAGUUAAUCUUUAUAAUUAACUUGCAGGUGUGUGUAAAGAGUGUAUCAAGUUUGUUGAAAUUGUUAAAAAAAAAGUAUUUAUAUAAACUAAAGAAGCAAUGACAGAACACAAGAUAGAAAAUUUCAGAAGUAUUCCGACUUGAUUACCAGCUCAGGGUUUUCUGGAAUAGCAUUUUAAAUGAGAUGUGCUGAUAUGUGGAUGUUUACAAUUUAGAUACUGUUAUUAUAAAUGUCUCAUUCAAUAAUGUAUAUACCACAUGAUCUGUAGCAUUGAUUGUAUAUAUAUUGUAUAGUAUUUAUUUUUCAGUUAUGUAUUUAUGUGUUGGAGUUUAAUCUAGAAGGCAUUAUCAGCUGAUAUAUUCUAGAGAUCUGAAUACAGUUGUAUUUUCUGUUUUCAGUUAAGAAUAAAAUUCCAGUAGAUAUUAUUAAUAUUUUGGGUUGCUUUUUAUCAUUUUUUUUUUUUCAUUCUAGGAUCAGUGAAGAUUACAUUUUAAAUCAUAGACUGUUAAAUACUGCUGUCAAUCUAAUAUAUAUUCAUUUACAGGGACUUGCCAAAAGUUCCCAGUCCAUGGUCCAUAGAUAUAGCCCUUUUGUUAGAAUUGAUGCCAAGUCACUGUGCAUUUACCAUAUUUAUCCGGAAAUAAGCCCCCUUCCCCCCUAGUGUAACAGUCUUGUACUGUAUUUAUCCUCAAAUAAGCCCCUUUCCCGCCUAGUAUAACAGUUUAGUACGAUAUUCAUGUUCAAAAUGACGAAGUUUGAAGUUAAUGAAUUAAUGCUAAUGUUUAUGUUGACCUAGCUUCAUUAUUAUAAAAUUCUUGCAUUGAUCUUUCAAGCAAUAUUAACUGAUUAUUAAUAUGGAAACAAGGGUAAAAAUAAAAACGUUGUAAAUAAUGUA